Molecule: messenger RNA, 661 nt
Organism: Gorilla gorilla gorilla (western lowland gorilla)
Lineage: Eukaryota; Metazoa; Chordata; Mammalia; Primates; Hominidae
Product: small cysteine and glycine repeat-containing protein 3
Exons: 1
Coding region: 28-330 (100 amino acids)
Source: RefSeq, a predicted model, not a curated record
UUCAUCCGCAUCCUGUCUACUGACACCAUGGGCUGCUGUGGUUGUGGAAGUUGUGGUGGCUGUGGUGGCGGCUGUGGUGGCUGCGGUGGUGGCUGCGGUGGUGGCUGCGGUGGUGGCUGUGGUGGUGGCUGUGGCAGCUGCACCACCUGCAGGUGCUACCGGGUGGGCUGCUGCUCCAGCUGCUGUCCCUGCUGCCGCGGCUGCUGUGGGGGCUGUUGCAGCACACCCGUGAUCUGCUGCUACCGCCGCACCUGCCGCUCAUGUGGCUGCGGCUGUAGGAAGGGCUGUUGCCAGCAGAAGUGCUGCAGCCAGAAGCAAUGCUGCUGUUAGGUAGGGCCCUCAGCCUCUGGCAGCUGCUGCAGGUAACUGCUGUAGGUAAGCUUUCCCAUUCUGGCUGCCACUGACUAAUAGGACACAAGCAUGACCUGAACCUGUCACCUGCCCGUGAGUAUUUCACAUUUCUAUAGUUUUUUGUGAUUCUGCCUGCAUUCAAUCAUCAUCACCAACAAAAAUAACAACCAUGCAGCCUUCUAUGUUGAUUACAACUCAAGUCAUGACCUCAACAAAAUGGAGUGAAGAUAGUUAGACCUUGAAAUGCCUCUAAGGUUGCUUUCAUUUCUGUGCUGUUUUUACCGCUGCCUGGGUAUAUUUGUAUACACAA